Molecule: messenger RNA, 936 nt
Organism: Neltuma alba
Lineage: Eukaryota; Viridiplantae; Streptophyta; Magnoliopsida; Fabales; Fabaceae
Product: alpha-galactosidase-like
Exons: 12
Biological process (GO): carbohydrate metabolic process
Cellular component (GO): plant-type cell wall
Molecular function (GO): hydrolase activity, hydrolyzing O-glycosyl compounds
Source: RefSeq, a predicted model, not a curated record
UGGGCUGAACUUGAUCGCGACGUCGAGGGAAAUAUGGCUCCUAAAGCUUCAAAAUUUCCAUCAGGAAUUAAGGCUUUGGCUGAUUAUGUUCACAGCAAAGGAUUGAAGUUUGGAAUUUAUUCUGAUGCUGGGAUUCAAACGUGUAGUAAGCAAAUGCCCGGAUCACUUGGACAUGAAGAUCAGGAUGCAAAAACAUUUGCUUCCUGGGGUGUGGAUUUCUUGAAGUACGAUAAUUGCGAGAAUAGUAAUAUAACAGCAAAGGAGAGGUACCCUCAAAUGUCUGAAGCUUUAUUAAACUCUGGGAAGAGGCAAAUCUACUUUUCCAUGUGUGAAUGGGGAUCAGAAGGGCCAGCACUUUGGGCCAAAAAUGUAGGGAAUAGUUGGAGAACAACAGGAGAUAUUGAAGAUAAAUGGGAAAGCAUGACAAAUAUAGCAGAUGCAAAUGACAAAUGGGCAUCUUAUGCUGGACCCAGAAGUUGGAAUGAUCCGGAUAUGCUAGAAGUUGGGAAUGGUGGAAUGACAACCGAAGAAUACCGUUGCCAUUACAGCAUCUGGGCAUUAGCUAAAGCUCCUUUGUUGAUUGGUUGUGAUGUUCGAUCUAUGGAUUCCGCAACAUUCGAACUACUAUCCAACAAGGAAGUCAUCGAUGUGAACCAAGACAACCUAGGAGUUCAAGGAAGGAAGAUGAAAAGUGAAGCUGGCUUGGAGGUUUGGGCUGGUCCUCUCAGUAAUAACAAAGUAGCAGUGGUUUUAUGGAACAGAAGUUCAUCAAAAGCAAAUGUGACUGCAGAUUGGUCGGACAUAGACUUAGACACUGGAAAAGUAGUAGAUGCUCGAGAUUUAUGGCAGCACUCUACACAAACAUCAGUUUCAGGACAAAUCUCUGCUGAAUUAGAUUCACAUGCUUGCAAGAUGUAUGUUCUCACCCCUUACUAA